This is a messenger RNA of Kwoniella shivajii, 1254 nucleotides long. RefSeq names its product phosphoglycerate kinase. Bases 1 to 1254 code for a protein of 417 amino acids. Gene Ontology annotation, biological process: glycolytic process; gluconeogenesis. Gene Ontology annotation, molecular function: ADP binding; phosphoglycerate kinase activity; ATP binding. The record is from RefSeq and is a predicted model, not a curated record. Gene Ontology annotation, cellular component: cytosol. NCBI's taxonomy places the organism in Eukaryota, Fungi, Basidiomycota, Tremellomycetes, Tremellales, Cryptococcaceae. The transcript is spliced from 10 exons.
AUGUCUCUCUCAUCCAAACUUAGCAUUACCGACGUCAACCUCAAAGGCGAACGAGUCCUCAUUAGAGUUGACUUCAAUGUCCCUCAAGACAAGGAGUUGAACAUCACUAACCCUGCUCGUAUCGUAGCCGCUCUCCCUACCAUCAAAUAUGCCAUUGAACAAGGCGCCAAAUCCGUCAUCUUGAUGUCCCAUCUUGGGCGACCUGACGGUUCCCCUAACCCCAAAUUCUCCCUCAAGCCAGUAGCCACUAAACUAUCCGAACUUCUGUCCAAAGACGUCAAAUUCCUCGAUAACUGCGUGGGCGAAGAUGUGAAGAAAGCUGUUUUAGCAGGUGACAAUGGUCAAGUCUUCUUAUUGGAGAACUUGAGAUUCCACGUUGAGGAAGAAGGUAAAGGUAAAAAGGAUGGUGAGAAGAUCAAGGCCGAUCCUGAGAACGUCAAGAAAUUCAGAGAGGAUUUGACUGCUCUUGGUACAGUCUACAUCAAUGAUGCCUUCGGUACCGCCCACCGAGCUCAUUCUUCCAUGGUUGGUGUCCAACUCCCUCAACGAGCAGCCGGUUUCCUUAUGAAGAAGGAACUCGAAUACUUUGCUAAAGUUUUAGAGCACCCUGAACGACCUUUCUUGGCUAUUCUCGGUGGUGCCAAAGUCGCCGACAAGAUUCAAUUGAUUGAGAACAUGCUUGACCAAGUCAACACCCUUAUCAUUUGUGGUGGUAUGUCAUUCACCUUCAAGAAGACUCUUGAGAAUGUCGAGAUUGGUAAAUCCCUUUUCGAUGAGGAGGGUUCCAAGAAGGUUCAAUCACUUGUCGAGAAAGCCAAGAAGAACAACGUCAAGCUUGUCUUCCCCGUCGAUUACGUCACUGCUGACAAAUUCGACAAGGAUGCUCAAGUUGGAGAAGCUACCGAUGAAUCUGGUAUCCCCUCUGACUGGCAAGGAUUAGACGCUGGACCCAAAUCUCAAAAACUCUUUGCUGAAACUGUCGCUGAAGCCAAGACUAUCCUCUGGAACGGUCCCGCCGGUGUUUUCGAAUUCCCCAAUUUCGCCAAGGGAUCAGAUGCUUUACUCGAUGCCACCAUCAAAGCAGCCAAGAACGGUGCUACAGUCAUUGUUGGCGGUGGUGAUACCGCUACUCUUGUUGCUAAUGCUGGUAAGGAGAGUGAAUUGAGCCACGUCUCCACCGGUGGCGGUGCUUCUCUCGAGUUACUCGAGGGUAAGACCCUCCCUGGUGUUGCAGAGCUCUCCGAGAAGAAAUAA